This is a messenger RNA of Chara braunii, 1355 nucleotides long. Lineage: Eukaryota; Viridiplantae; Streptophyta; Charophyceae; Charales; Characeae. The record is from the annotation of a GenBank genome assembly.
AGUGUUCUUCAGCUAUGGUACGUGUCGGGGUGCGGAGUGAUGCCGAGAGAGACGCCGCGGUGGUGGAUAAAGCGCAGGACCGGAGGCACGUGGGAAGACCUCCGCCAAUGCGACGACACGACGGACGACUACUUCUGGGAAAAGCUACGAAUGUCGCCACGAGUGUUCCAGGAGAUCACGGAGGCAUGUGCGCCUCAUCUUCAGCGGCGGGUGACGUUUUACAGGGAGCCUCUGCAGCCUGACCAGAUUGUCGCAUACACAUUGUACAGGUGGGCGUCGGGUGAGACAUACGAGAGCGGCACGUGCAACUUCGGGGUUGGCAGAGCCUCUGGCCUCGUCGCCGUGCGCGACGUCACUGCCGUGCUGCUCCGGGUGUACGCAGAUAAGAUUGCCUGGCCGAGUGGACUUCGCAAGCUCCUCGUCCUGCGGGCGUUCGCUGAUAAAGGAUUCCCCAAUUGCCACGGUUGCAUCGACUGUACUCAUAUCUUCGUCGACAAGCCGGCGAACGCCCCGAGCGAGAACUAUUACGACAAGAAGCGCCGUUUCUCCAUCGUCGCGCAGGUUGUCGUCGACGUGCACUGCGGAUACCCGGGGAGCUGCCACGACAUCAGGGUGCUCCAGCUGUCCAGCCUCUGGCAGUGCGCGGAGUCAGGGGAGUUGUUCCGUGGUCCGCCUGUGACACUCCCUUUUGGUGUGCGCACGAACGGCUACGUCCUGGCGGACAACAGUUACCCCCCAUCUGAAUGGAUGGUGGUCCCCUAUGGAGGCAUCAAUCAGCACGUCGACGACGAGCGUUUCGACAACAAGCAGAAGGUGGCGAGGGGAGCGGUGGAGCGAGCGUUCGGCAGGCUAAAGGGCAUGUGGCGUCUGUUUCUGCGAUCACACAAGACGAACCUGGACACUCUCCCGCAGCAGUUCACCGCCGUCUGUAUACUGCACAACAUACUUAUCGACGCCGGGAUUCCAUUCGACGAGAACCUGCUAUGGGAGGUCGACGCUAAUGGUGUGCGAAGACGUGUGGACCUGGGGAUGGAAGAGCCCCUGCAGCCCGUGUCGAUGCUUAACUACGGCCGACGAAGCGUUGGCCCUGCGCACUGCUCUGUCGGAGCGAAUGAAACAGCUCUGAGUCCUGUUGCGACUCAGCACGGCAAGGAGUGGCAUUGUGUUCGUCGCAGCGAUGGCAAGAGGGUGGAGACUUCGUUUUGUUCCGCCUUCUGCGGGGUGUCUAACUGCAGGCCGGGGGUCAUCGUCGUCGUUGAUGGUUGUCAUCCCUAGGCGUCGACGUUGCGGGUUUCGUGUAAUGCAUAUAGAGUUUAGACAAGGCAGCAGUGGCGUCUGCGUUGUGUUUAGGUCGU